Messenger RNA from Alternaria burnsii, 4809 nucleotides. RefSeq names its product acetyl-synthetase-like protein. The coding region runs from base 1 to 4809 and encodes 1602 amino acids. The transcript has 11 exons. Gene Ontology annotation, cellular component: membrane. Gene Ontology annotation, biological process: transmembrane transport. The record is from RefSeq and is a predicted model, not a curated record. Lineage: Eukaryota; Fungi; Ascomycota; Dothideomycetes; Pleosporales; Pleosporaceae. Gene Ontology annotation, molecular function: long-chain fatty acid transmembrane transporter activity; long-chain fatty acid-CoA ligase activity; transmembrane transporter activity.
AUGGGAUCCGAAACGACUCCGGUGUCUUCGACUCUGCGAAAGAGGGUCUUGAAAGUGCUAUUCAUUUCGCUGCUGCUAGACUUGAUAUCCUUCACCUUCAUCCUUCCGCUGUUUCCCAAACUUAUCGAAUUUUACCGCAACCACGAGACGGGAGACCCUAACACCAUCCUUUCCAAGAUUCUCGCUGGUCUCAAUGCAUACAAGAACUCUUUCGCGAAACCUAUCAACUCCCGCUACGACAUAGUCCUGCUCGGCGGCGCACUCGGAUCACUGUUCUCUCUGUGCCAGGCUAUCGCUUCGCCCUUCAUCGGGACGCUCUCAGACAAAUAUGGCAGGCGCACGGCGCUUCUGUGGUCUAUGGUGGGCAACAUCUUCAGCGUAGCGCUGUGGGUUGCAGCGACCGAUUUCCGGACGUUCCUUGCCAGUCGCGUUGUGGGAGGCCUGAGCGAGGGCAAUGUGCAGCUUGCAAUGGCUAUUGCGACCGACAUCAGCGACGACAGCCAGAGAGGCGCGACCAUGGCGCUCGUCGGCGUGUGCUUCAGCAUCGCCUUCACGUUCGGCCCGGCAUUGGGCGCAUACCUGUCCACAUUGCAGGUCAUGGACAAGAACCCAUUUGCCAUGGCAGCAGGCUUCUCUCUAUUCCUGAUCAUCUCGGAAACCAUCUACCUGUACACCAGUCUCCCGGAGACGCUACCUUCGGCGAACAAGGCUCAGAACGGCACAGCAAACGGACAUGGCAAAAGCAGUGAAGCACCGAAUCCUCGUGUUCGCACGAACUCGCAUUAUCUACUCAACGCGACACAUUUUACUUUUAUCCUCUUCUUCAGCGGCAUGGAAUUCUCGCUUCCGUUUAUGACUUACGAUCUCUUCUCUUAUCAGGCGAAGGACUCUGGUCGAUUACUUGGUUUUAUUGGCCUAGUUGCUUCCCUACUACAAGGGUCGGUGGUGCGGCGGAUGCACCCUCUGAAGGUGGUUCAGAUGGGAGUGGUCAGCUGUACAAUUGCGUUUCUCAUGCUUGGAAGGGUUCAAACACAGGGCGCACUGUAUGGAGCGGCCGCACUUCUUGCAGUAACGAGCGCGACUGUCGUCACUGGUCUCAACAGUCUCUCGUCUUUUGAGGCGAGCGCCGAUGAGCGAGGCAAUAAGCUGGGCAAUCAUCGAAGCUUUGGUCAAAUCGGUCGUUCUCUAGGACCCCUCAUAUUCUGCACUUUGUACUGGUGGACGGGCCGCGAAACAGCAUACGCAACCGGAGCCGCCGGCAUGGUCGGAGUCUGUGCAUUGGAAAAAGAAGAUUCUACUCAAGAAAACAUGGAUGCAACGGCGGCCGCUGCAUCUGUGGCAGCUAUUUCCGGGCUAGCAGCAUACGUCAACGGCAAAUACCACAUUGGACAGGAUCUGAGGGCACUGAGGUUUAAGAAAAGAGCGGCUGGCUACUAUGAGGAACUAGUAAGGACUAAACGGCAGUCCCUAUGGUACUCCUUUGCUCCGCAUGUCCCGGUUUACAGUAAUAAUCAAUGCAUCUGGUCCCGCGACAAAACUUACACUUGGCAACAAGUUCACGAUCGCGCCGUCCAAUGGGGAAACUUCUUUUUGACACAAGGCGUGAAACCGGGAGAUAUGGUUGCUACUUAUAUGAUGAACAGCGCAGACUUCAUGGUCAUCUGGCUUGGUCUCUUUUGUAUCGGGUGUGCACCUGCUCAUCUUAACUACAACCUCAAGGGAGAGGGUUUGGUGCAUUGCCUUAAAGUCGCGGGUGUAAAGAUUGUGCUUGUUGACGAGGAAGAGGGGUGUAUGGAGAGGUUCGAAGGCGUGAGGGCAACAGUGGAAGAGAUGGGUGUAACGGCUUUCAAGGUCGACGAAGAGUUGACAAGCAAGGUAUAUCAGGGCAGUACUCAAGUGCCAGGUGAUGAGUACAGAGAGAAUGUCAUUGGUACCGAUCCAACGUGUCUCUUGUACACAUCGGGAACAACAGGAUUGCCAAAAGCAGGAAAGUUCAUGGUAAAUCGUUAUCACGAACGAGGAAAUCCGCAAAACCUGACGUUCGACCAAAAGGCAGGUCCAGAUGGAGAUCGAUGGUAUUGUUGCAUGCCGUUGUUUCAUGGUACGGGGGGCCUAGCGGUAAUGGGCGCGUUGACCGCUGGGAUGAGCGUGGCAAUAGGGCGGAAGUUUUCAGUGAGCACUUUCUGGGAUGAUAUCCACGACUCUCAAUCCACUGUUUUCGUCUAUGUCGGCGAAGCAGCGCGGUAUCUGCUCAUGGCGCCACCACAUCCGAGAGAACGAGACCAUCGACUACGCGCCAUGUACGGCAAUGGUAUGCGCCCGGACGUGUGGAACAGGUUCAAGGAGCGGUUCAACGUCCCAGAAGUCAUCGAGUUCUUCAAUUCUACCGAGGGCGUUCUGGCUAUGGUGGUUCAUAGUAAAGGGCCAUUCACAGCGACAACUGUUGCUCAGCACGGCGCUAUCAUCAGGCGAGCUCUCAACAACAUCUACGUACCUGUGCCCAUUGACCCGGAAACUGGCGAGCUUCUACGAGACCCUAAGACUGGAUUCGUGAAGCGCAACUCUUACAACAAAGGUGGAGAGAUCCUGGUCGCGGUACCGAAUGAACAAGCAUUUGCUGGAUAUCACAACAACCCGAAAGCUACAGCUAAAAAAUUCGAAAGGAACGUGUUCCAGAAGGGUGAUCUGUACUAUCGAUCUGGUGAUGCACUUAGACGGGACGACGAUGGACGCUGGUACUUCCUGGAUCGACUAGGUGACACCUUCAGAUGGAAGAGCGAAAAUGUGUCGACAGCCGAGGUAGCAGAGGUUCUCGGGAAAUAUCCCGGUGUAGGCGAAGCUAUCGUAUAUGGAACCCUAGUCCCUAGGCAUGAUGGUCGCGCGGGCUGCGUAGCCUUACGGCUCGCUGAUGGUGUUAGUCCCGACACGUUUGAUUGGAAAGCUUUGCUGGAUUACUCCAGAAGCAAACUACCGAGAUACGCGGUACCGCUAUUCUUGCGUCUAGUGAAGGAAGCGAGCAACACAGACAACCAGAAGCAGAACAAGGCGCCUUUGCGUGAAGAAGGCAUGGAGAUCGAUAAGUUUGGCACCAAGGUUGUGGGAGGUGGCAAUGAUCUCUUCGCAGAAAACGCCACCGUUACUACCACGUCCAUGAAGGAAGAUAACGGUGCAGGUGUUUUCGCUUAUCAAUGCAUUGCCUUCGUUGAGUCUCGGCGUUUUGAUGACCCAUGGAUCAAUGGCGGAAUCUUUCUGCUGCUUACCAAAAACUAUAACGUCAUUGGCUCGCUAGCGGCCACCAAGGUCCUAUCGCUGUGGACCGCUCCACUUCGCCUCGUUUCUCAACGGAACCAUGAGGACGCAACGGACAUGCUUCGCUCUUAUCGUGUUUUGACUGGUUACACACGUCUCGAAAACAUGGCAGAUCUCGAAAAGCGACUUGUUCGCAAACUCGGUGCGUCAGACGAGGGCUUUACCUUUCCCGAUGUGUAUUGCUGCGCUGCAUACUUCUUCAACUACCUCGAUCGCAGUGCUUUCGCAAAUGCCUAUGUAUCUGGACUGAAAGAGGAUCUUCGACUUGGGGGGAACCAAUACAGCAUCUUGCUUUCCAUGUUCACUGCAGGUAGCUGUGUAGGGCAAAUCCCUCAUGCUUUGAUCAUCCAGAAACUUGCGCCGCGUUUCUGGUUGCCCUUCACACUUUUAGUAUGGUCUGGGCUGACGAUGAGCUCUGCGGCCUGUAAGACCUAUACACAGCUAUGUGUGGUUCGGUUUUUCCAAGGCCUUUUUGAGUCGAGUCUCUACAGUGGCACUAUUUACAUACUCGGUAGUUGGUACAAACCUCUAGAAAUCGCCAAACGAACGGCCAUCUUUACAGCCAUUGGACAAAUAGGCAGCAUGUUUGCUGGGGUGAUGAUGACAGCGAUGAAUGAGAGUCUGCAUGGUCAGACCUCUCUGAAAGGGUGGCAAUGGGUGUUUAUAAUCAACGGCGCUAUGGGUAUUCCCUUCGGUAUCUUUGGACUCAUGUUCUUUCCCAACCUGCCAGAAUCUACGCACGCUCCAUAUCUCAGUAAAGAGGAGAUACAGCUAGCAGUUGACCGCUUGCCACCAAAGAAAGACUGGAGCCAUGACAUCAGCCUUAGGUCCCUCGCCAAACGACUCUUUGCAAAGCCAGAUGUCUACAUAUUCACUCUUUACUCUGCGGUAGCCUGUGCACUGGAAGCCAUUGUUCUACAAGGCCUUUUUCUGCUAUGGAUGAAAGAGAACAUUGGAAAGUUUCCUUCGCAUGCCACGACGACCUACCCGCUAGGUAUCCAGGCAGUCUCCAUUGUCUCCAAUAUCGGGGCAGGCUAUGUUAUUGACAUGACCAAUCGCCGCAUACCGAUGGUCAUACUAGCUGGACUUUUGCAGCUACUCGUCGCAAUUCUCUUGCUCAUACCCAGUCUCUCCACUGCUGGAACAUUCUUCGCAUUCUACUUGGCCGGUACCUCAUACAUUGUAAACCCUAUUCUAUAUGGGUGGGCUAGCGUUAUAUCUCAGCGCGGUGGUGACGACGCAUCUCGAUCGGUCAUUCUUUACAUCAUGAGUAUGGUGCAGUCGAUCUUGUACACGUUUUGGGGCAUUGCGCUUUACCCAGCAAGCGACGCACCUUAUUGGAAGAAGGGUUAUAUCACAAUGAUCGUGGUCGUCUUCGCUUUCUUUGCUGCGACUGCAGCUGUUCAUUGGUUGGACCAGAACUCGCAGAGGGUUGAGAGCGAUGUAGGUGAAGAGUUGACUCACGUGAGUGAAAGGUCGAACAAUAGAAAAGAGGACUAG